CUCGUCAUUUCCGCUCGUUAUGUAAACAGUGAAGAUGGCGGCCUCCCGUGUUGGGCGCGCUGUCCUCAGUCGGAUUCUGAGAAGGCUCAGGUUCUCAGAGGGAAACGUGAGACGGAUCUCAGCAGGAAGGUCAGUUUGUGUCCGACUCACCCGAACAACAGGUGAGAAACAGGUGCAGGAGACCGCACCGAGUGCCAAGGACAGGCUCACAGGUAUAGACCACAGGCGAAAAGAGAGACAGGCAUACAGUCACAGAGACAGGCAGCAGGCCGGCGGCUCGGUGACGCAGUCUGUGGAGGAGAAGAGCUCGGCCUGCUGGGAAAGGGUGGACUCACACGAGUCCAGCAGAAGAAACGUCCACAGCACACAGAGUGGAGGACGACGAGGAGUCCUGCUGUGGGCGGCAGUCGCUUUCUCCCUGUUCAGCAGUUCUGAUGAAGACCAGCAAGACGAAGCUCGGAGGAAAGAAGACGAGAUGAUCCUGCUGCUGAAGAAGGCCAAGCUCAGUGUGCAUCGGGGACAGCUGCAGGCAGCCUCUGGUUUCCUCCAUCAGGCUGUCGUUUUGGCUCAUCAGACCAACAACCACCAGGCCAUCAUCUACACCUACAGUCUGAUGGCGAAUCUUGCUUACGUUCAGGGUCACCUGGACAACGCAGAAAAACUCUUCAAAGCUGCCAUGAGCUUCAUGCUGUCAGGAGGAACACUGGAGGACGACAACGCCAUCAUUGAGAUGUCCCUAAAACUCGCCACCAUCUACGCUGAACAGAACAAGGCGGAGCUUGCAGAGCACGGUUUCAGGUUCUGUAUGGAGUCUCUGGAGGCCAAGCUGGAGAAACAGGGGAAGGUCCCUGAAGAGCAGCAGACAGAGGAGCAGGAGGCUCUGAGGAAGGAGACCCGCCUACUGCUUGGUCUCUGUUUGGAUUCGCGGGCUCGAUACCGAGCAUCAGCGCUGCGCCUGAACCAGGCUGAACAGGACUACCAGACAGCCCUGAACAUCUGCCGCCAGGAGCAGGGAGACGCACACCCACAGGUAGGACAACAGACUCUGGUCCUCAUGAGCGACCUGGCCACCAUCUUGGAUCUGCAGGGCCGCCAUGAUGAAGCCCUGGUGCUGGUCCAACAGGCUGUCAAUCUUAGCCGCUCUGCUGGACACCCAGACCAGCACGUGCUGCUGGGAAACAUGGCCGGCAUCCUGCUGCACAAAGGCCUGCUGGAGGACUCGAUGCGUUUCUACCAGGAAGCUCUGUGUCUGGCUCAGCAGGCCAGAGACCAGGAGGCCGUGGAGAAGAUCCAAGAGGGACUGAAGGAGGUGAAGAAGAGAAGGAACCAGGAGAGGAAGGAGGAAGAAGAAGCGCAGAAAUGAUGAACUCGUGUUGUGUGUUUGGUUUCUGAUGAUGAUGUGAGUCCAUCAGUGACCUCCCGCAGCACCUCCACCAAGACCUCGAUCAUGCUCGCACUCUCCACAGGAUGAACCCUCAUUUAUGAACUGGUUUGUGUGUCAGACUUCAGUGUUGUGAGUUGUGUGUUCAGGCUGAAAUAAAUCAGAAAUCCUCUAUUGUG
Scatophagus argus is the source of this 1560-nucleotide messenger RNA. RefSeq names its product tetratricopeptide repeat domain 19 (gene ttc19). Lineage: Eukaryota; Metazoa; Chordata; Actinopteri; Scatophagidae. Gene Ontology annotation, molecular function: protein binding. Gene Ontology annotation, cellular component: mitochondrial inner membrane. The record is from RefSeq and is a predicted model, not a curated record. Gene Ontology annotation, biological process: mitochondrial respiratory chain complex III assembly. The transcript is spliced from 11 exons. Bases 35 to 1363 code for a protein of 442 amino acids.